Gadus macrocephalus (Pacific cod) is the source of this 1992-nucleotide messenger RNA. RefSeq names its product cAMP-dependent protein kinase type II-alpha regulatory subunit-like. Bases 145 to 423 code for a protein of 92 amino acids. The transcript is spliced from 4 exons. Lineage: Eukaryota; Metazoa; Chordata; Actinopteri; Gadiformes; Gadidae. The record is from RefSeq and is a predicted model, not a curated record.
ACAUAAUGUGGUGCUCGGUGGGAUACGUUGGAUAGUCUAUUGAGUGUGAUCAGAUAUCUGUGGGUAAUAAUUUCUUCUGAUCCCUUGUUGCAGGGAGACAAGGCAGAGUGCUUCUACAUCGUUGAGUCCGGAGCGGUGAAGAUCAUGAUGAAGAGCAAAACCAAGGCGGACCAUGCGGACAACAUGGAGGUGGAGAUCGCUCGCUGUACCCGGGGUCACUACUUCGGAGAGCUGGCCCUGGUCACCAACAAGCCCCGCGCAGCCUCCGCCUACGCCGUCGGAGACGUCAAGCUUCUGGUUAUAGACAUACAGGCCUUUGAGCGACUGCUGGGCUCCUGCAAGGAGAUCAUGAAGAGGAACAUCUCCCACUACGAGGAGCAGCUGGUCGCACUCUUCGGCUCCAGCAUGGACCUCAGAGACUGAGACCCUCACUCCGGCUCCUCGCUGUGCCUUCUACACACACACACACACACACACACACACACACCACGCAAACACAAACACAAACACACGCACACACACCACACACACAAACACACUCAUCAACACACCCGCCGCCGUCGUCGAGGAAAAAGAAAACGAUAUGGACAUUACGCCGUUGUCACCCAAGCUCGAAUAAACUCUAUACCGGUGUCGUUUGCAUCGCAGUGUACACUGCUCCACACCGACAACGCUCUCCCUCUCCCUUCUUUUUCUUUUGAUAUGAACUCUAUACAAGCAUAGGAUUAAUAUAAAAACAAAACAAGGGAGAGUGGUUUAAGAAUCAGUCCACAGAUUUCUCAAGCCUCCUCAAGUCCCAUCUCUACCGGGUGCCUCCCCCCCCCCACCCCCUCUUAGCAGCUGCUGAGUCAGGUGCUUGUACUCUCUCUCUCUCUUUCUCUCUCUCUUUCUGUACGUCUCUCUCUAUCUGGCUCGCUGCCUCUCUCGCUGGCCCUCUCUGUCUCUGGCUCUAUCUCUCUUUCUAAAGCUCUCUCUCUACACUGGAAGACACCAGUCAAAGCAGUAUAGGCACACUGGCAUGCACGCACACACACACACACACAAACACACACUUUUAUGUACUUAUACCUACAUAGGCACUGAAAAAUACGUCCAAAUCCCUUUUGUCUACUUACACUCAUGUCACGCACAAACUGCUUGACACACUCCUUUAUACACUCACCAUAUAGUUAAACACACACACACACGCACACAUUUUUGCAUAGCUUCAGUGAGCUUUAACAUACACACAAACACUCCAAAACUAACUUUCACAUGUGUAGGCAUUGCAAUUACAUAGACACGUAGACAACACAGUUGUCGAUAGCAAGCAUCAGCCAAGGACACACGAACAUUCUCACACAAAUACUCACACACACACACACACACACACACACUUAGGCACCUGCAGUUGCAAAAACAGACACAUGGGAAAAUGGAGAAACAAGGAAAAACUACUUACAGGAAAAAAUAAUGCAAAAUGCAAAAAAAACAAAUAAAAAUGAAGAAACAAGAGGAGUUUUAGAAACAUUUUAUGGAGAUAAACAAAAAAAGAAGCUUUGAUAAAAUAUUAUUUAAAUAAACAAAAAAGUGUUUCCUCUUUGGGAGGCGGGGGUGUGGAUCUUUGUGAGUGCGCUCCACUUCUGCUGUCGUUGAUUGAGUUGAGUUAGUGCUGGUGUCUUUCAGUACCACCGAAGAAGUCAAAACCAGAGCAACCCCACGUUUCUGGGUCCUUGUUAUUCUGUAAUUGACGCCACACAGUUGUAUUAAUUAUUAAUGUAUUGUUAUUAUUAUGAUUAUAUAUUCAGUUAUUAUUUUUGUUUUACUUUGACCAAUUCUGAUUUAAAAUAGAAAAACACCCAUCCAACAUCCAUCAGACAAAAUGUAAAACAAAAAAAAUAUAUAUUAAUAAAAUAAAGUUAGUGCUUAUUUCUCCAUGAUUAUUCUUGAAUGAGUUGUCCUGGAUUUAAAAAAAGGUGAAAAAAAAUAAAGCAAACAUUUUGUUAAAAAGUU